Messenger RNA from Apis dorsata (giant honeybee), 2049 nucleotides. RefSeq names its product ribosomal protein S6 kinase beta-1-like. The transcript has 12 exons. The coding region runs from base 277 to 1647 and encodes 456 amino acids. NCBI's taxonomy places the organism in Eukaryota, Metazoa, Arthropoda, Insecta, Hymenoptera, Apidae. The record is from RefSeq and is a predicted model, not a curated record. Gene Ontology annotation, biological process: protein phosphorylation; signal transduction. Gene Ontology annotation, molecular function: protein serine/threonine kinase activity; ATP binding.
AAUUCCUUUUAUACAGAACUUGAACAUCAUUAUCCGAUUGGUCAAACCAUCCACCCUCCCACUCCGAUAACAUGACGAUGACGAGAUUCUACGGCCAAUCGGAGUGUGUGUAAGGCGAGGGUGUUUGGUAUGCUCUGGGACAGGGCAGCUUGUUCGCAGUAAUUCAAGGUUUUGACUGUGUAACAAUAUUGUGUUAUCGUUGUUUGUUACAAGAGAAAUAAUUCGUUUUUACAAUAGCCGCGAAAUCUCGUUGGAUUUAAGUUAGCUGCGCAUAGAAUGGCUGCAGUUUUUGAUAUUGAAUUACACGAUGCAGACACGGUAAAUAGGGACGAGUCUGAUGAUGAUGUUAUCGAGAUUGGCGAGGAAGAAUACGAUGCGAAUCCAAAUGUGAAUGAAAUAACCGACUCGGAAGGUGUCGAGACAGUUCCAAUAUCAGAACAAAAUGUUAAUCGCGGAAGGGAAAGAGCUGGACCACAGGAUUUCGAGCUAUGCAAAGUUAUUGGGAAGGGUGGUUAUGGCAAGGUUUUUCAAGUGCGUAAAAUAACGGGUAAUGACAGUGGCACAAUCUUUGCGAUGAAGGUCUUACGUAAAGCUUCAAUUAUAAGGAACCAGAAAGAUACUGCACAUACUAAGGCUGAAAGAAAUAUUUUAGAAGCUGUAAAGCAUCCUUUCAUCGUAGACCUUAUGUAUGCUUUUCAAACUGGUGGAAAAUUAUAUUUAAUUCUGGAAUAUAUGUGCGGUGGUGAAUUAUUUAGACAUUUAAAUGAUGAAGGCAUUUUUCUUGAAGAAACUGCUUGCUUCUAUCUAUCGGAAAUAAUAUUGGCCCUUCAACAUCUUCAUUUACAAGGAAUUAUUUAUAGAGAUUUAAAACCAGAAAAUAUCUUGUUAGAUGCAGAGGGACAUAUAAAACUAACAGAUUUUGGUUUAUGCAAAGAACAUAUACAAGAUGGUACUGUUACACACACAUUUUGUGGUACUAUAGAAUAUAUGGCUCCAGAAAUUCUAACAAGAAGUGGACAUGGUAAAGCAGUAGACUGGUGGAGCCUUGGAACUUUAAUGUAUGAUAUGCUUACAGGUUCACCACCAUUUACAUCUGAUAAUAGAAAGAAAACUAUUGAAAAAAUUUUACGUGGUAAAUUAAAUCUUCCACAAUAUUUAACACCUGAUUCUCGAGAUCUCAUUCGAAAAUUGUUGAAGAGACAAGUUGCACAAAGAUUAGGAUCCGGUCCGUCUGAUGCAGAACAAAUAAAAAAUCAUCAAUUUUUCAAGCAUAUCAAUUGGAAUGAUGUUAUCUCUCGUAAAUUAGAACCACCAUUUAGACCAACAUUAGCAAGCGAGGACGAUGUAUCACAAUUUGAUAAAAAAUUUACGACAUCUGCACCAAUAGAUUCCCCUGCAGAAUACACAUUAAGUGAAUCUGCUAAUAGAGUAUUUCAAGGAUUUACUUAUGUAGCACCUAGUAUACUUGAAGAUAUGUAUUCGCAGCCACGAGUAAUAAAUGCUAAAAGUCCACGUAGAGGCAAUAUGCGUGGUUUUUCUCCACGAACAACGCACUUUCAUUUACAUAAUAAUCAUAUGCAAAAUCAUAGACAUAAUGGAGUUGGACACGGCAACGUAGAAGAUACAGAAAUGAUCGAAAUAGGCUAACUGCCACUUUUUCUUAUAGUGAAAAAAUGCUUAGCAUUUCGGCCUAACUGCUAAAUAUCCAUGACCAAUCCUUGUGUCUCAGGGAGGGAUUUUAUAAAAUAUAGAUGGAAUAGCAAAAGGAUAGGUCCAAUAUCCAUUGCUUCAUUGGAUAUUCAGCAGUUAAAUUUAGCUAAUUUUUUUUUUUUAAAAUCAAGUUUAAUUAUGAUAAAGGUACUAAUUAAGAUUAUGCUUUAAGUACAGCGACGCAGCAGUUAUUUGGUAGCAUAUAAUAAAAAAAUAUAUAUUUAUGAGUAAAAAAGCUCUUGCAACAUAAAUAAUCAAGAGGGAAGAAGUUUUAUUUACUUAUUUUCGUUGGUAACUAUGUACUGAAUAUUAUAAAGAUAUAUUAUUCGCAUACAUUAG